Schistocerca americana (American grasshopper) is the source of this 4688-nucleotide messenger RNA. Its product is annotated as sialomucin core protein 24-like. Bases 42 to 758 code for a protein of 238 amino acids. Gene Ontology annotation, cellular component: cytoplasmic vesicle. The record is from RefSeq and is a predicted model, not a curated record. Lineage: Eukaryota; Metazoa; Arthropoda; Insecta; Orthoptera; Acrididae. The transcript has 3 exons.
UGAUAGAGUUAUUAGAAUCUUAGGAUUCGCUGUAGUGGUGAAUGAGUGAAGUUGCUCUUGCGUAUCAGAAGUUGUGCGUCGUAAGCAUCGUGUCAGUAAAGAUGAAGGGUUUUCCUAUAGUGGUUUUUCUUUCCAUUCUAGCCAUUUCUCAUUAUGUUGAAGCUAAACCUGCUGGAGCUUCACCCGACGCGUCUACAAAGAAUGAAAGUUCAGACAGUAAAACCGCUGUACCGCCGAAUAAUGGGAAACCUGGAAGUGAUGACGUGCCAACCACCUUAGUACCUGUUGGAGCCACCGUAAUUACAAAUGGGGAAGUGCCACCUCUUGCACCUGGCGCGACACCAAGUACCACUUUAUCCAGCAGCAUUAACAUAUCUACUGUAGCUCCUACCAGCAUGAAUGGUUCUGCACAAACCCAUCAUGUUUCAACAACAGCUGCUACUAAUACUACUACAACUCAGAGCUCAAGUUCUGACUCAUCACCAACUACAACUACUAUUGCUAGUACAACUACAACCAACAGUUCAUCGACUACCGAACCAACUCCAUUACCCACGUCAACAUCAUCAAAACCAAUUGUUACUUCGCCAAUCCCAUUUGUAGAAACGUCAACUCAGUCAAUUCCAGUAAAAGAUCGCAGAUUUGAUGGCCCAAGCUUCAUUGGUGGAAUUGUGCUUUCUUUGGGCACAAUGGCAAUUGGAUUUGUGGCUUUCAAGUUCUACAAAGCUCGUACAGAAAGGAACUAUCACACUCUUUAAUUGACUGUGUCGUUAUUUUGGAAUAUCAAGAGGUCAUAUUUUGCUUGUGUAAAAGUUACUUUAUACAGAAAUCUCUGGAACAAAUGUUUAUAGGUCCUAUUUCCAGUACAUUUAUAGAAUCUCACUUACACGUAAAAUAAUAGUUAAAAUUGUCUUGAUUACUGACCACUGUCUGUUAUUAUGGGAACUUAGGGUAUAGAUGUUAAAAUGCUUAAUUGGCAUACAUUUUGAGAUGUCAGUGGUGGUUGUGAUGAGAUUAAAUUCUCAUGUAUUUACAUCAUGCCUGCCUGUACAGUUACGAAUGUAUAUUUUUUGAUCAGUGUAUUUGCAAAAUGCUUUGCUCAAGUCUGCUUUGUGGUUACUGUACAGAGUUGACACUGAUUUGUGGAUAGAUGUUUUUCCAGGCAAAUUGAGAGCAUAUAAAGUAUGUAAUAAGUCACAAGUUGCAUUCACUGCACAUUUUUUUAUAUUCUAUGUGCAACCACAAAUUGUAAUUGUUGCUGUAAAAAGAUGUAACACAGUUUUGUUUCAUAAUAUUUUUUGUUUCCCCUUUCAACAUUUUAGCUUGUUGAGAAUGUUUGACAGGUCAGUUGUAAAUGCAGAUUAUAGUGAUGUGAUGAUGAAAACUGUCUGCAUAGUAAAGCUACCACCUGGAUAUUAACAAUGUACUGCAUGAAAAAUGACUAUUUUUGGUCCAUAUUUUUCAACUUCCAAUUUCAUAUACUUCAGCAAUAUCCUGGCUUACAGACAUGAAAAUCUGCUUACAUCACAAUCUCAACUCCUUAACAUUUAUGUACAGUUAGGAUACAGUCUGUGAUCACAUUAAAAUAUUUAAUUAAGAUUGUUAUGGGAUAAGUAAUAAGAGUGGAGUGUGUGGAUGAUUGUCAUAUGUUACUGGCGUCCAUAAUAGUAAGGUAUUUUUUGUUUUUGUUAAAUUUUUUUCUGCCAGACAUUUCAGUGAAAUGUAAGCCAUGGCACGAGUUGUUUUUCUGUAAACAGUUUAGGUUGGUUAUGUCCUUAGUGGUAGGUUCAGUGCUCAGUUGAGCUAGCUAAAAGGAAUUCAAACUACAGAUAUCACAGUGUCAGGCAGUUGUCCUGAAAUUUGAAGCUGAACUGUUUCUUAUUUUUUGAAUUAAUGAGUACUACUACUCACACUUUAUUAUUGUGUAGCCAGCAAGAGGCAGCCUUGCUUGAGGCAAUGUCUGGAGAUCUAACCCUGAACAAAAGUAUUUCUUUCAAACUCCUUUCAGCCAUGUUCAGCAAGUUCUGAAGACUGAAAUCUGUGAUAUUGAAGUUAAGUGUGUGUGUGUGUGUGUGUGUGUGUGUGUGUGUGUGUGUGUGUGUGUGUGUGUCAUUACGGUUGGUAUGAGUUGAAGUGGGCCUGAGAGAAGGCAUGUGUGUUGCUUAAGAUUGCUGUGCACAAUUUGGCAGGCUUGUAGAAAAUAAAUUUUAUUAGUUGGCUCCUCACAUGUAGUUAUUUUGCAAAUUCAGUGUAUUAUAAUGUUAAUGAAAGCUUUGGUGUGCUAUAAAUCUGUAAUUGAAGAAAAUCCUUCUGUAUCAUCAGGAGUACCAGUUGCAGUUACUCUCAAUAACUUUUUUCUGCACAGUUUUAUAUAGUGGAAGCUCUUUUGUAAGUGCACAUGUACCAUUUGGAGUGUUAAAAUUUGAAAGCUGGAUAUUUGAUCUGAAAAGAUUUUUUUUGUUUUUGUUUAGCCAUAAUUAUCUUAUCAUGAUUUGUUUUGUCUUAGAAGUUCCUUUAGGCCAGUUGGAGUACUUAAAUUUGAUUCUCAUCUGGCAGUGCAGUGGUCAGUUGUGACAGCAUUGUAUCAUAAAUAAAUUGUUCUGGAAAGAUCUUUGCAGUUAGUGUGGUUAGACUUUUCUCGAUGAUUACCUUUCUGAAAGGGCCAGUCAUUAAUGAAUAUUAUAUAUAUUCAUUAUUCUGGCCGAAAUUCUUUGUUCCUUUGUUACAUGUAAUCUAUUAUGGGGUACUUCAUUUGAAGACAUUUAGGCACUGCAAACAGAUUCAGAACUUCAGUGUUUGGCUUGUUUCAUGGCUUUUCUGUCUUCUCAUAGUUUUAAAGUAUUCUUAUACAUAUUCUACUGAAGGGCAAAAAAGAAACUGGUAUUUUUGCUGCAGAAUUUGUUGUCUAAAUCAUAUGCAAAGAUAUUUGAUAACAUUUUGUCAUAAUGAAUUGUGAAGCCCUCUGACAUAUGGAUAAAUGGUGCAUUUUCAGGUAAGCUUAUUUCAGUUCAUAGUUCAUUGGCAAGGAGUUCCUUGUGCUACUUGCUCAUUGUUUGUGCAUUGGGGUUAAUUUUCCUUGGUUAUUAAGUGACCUUUGCAUUUACUUUCUGUCAUAUGCAAUUACACACAAAUGCAGAGUUAAACAUCUAGAGACUACAUGCAUUGUUAAAAUGAAAUUACUUGGGUGGGAAGUCCUUCAUAACAUUGCCUUAAGUUUCAAUGCAUAAUUUCAAUUGAACAGUAAAAAAUAAUGUGAAGGAAAAAGCACCAUUUAUCAAAGCUUCAAUGAAAAGAUACUCAGUAUCAUAGGUAAAGUGAAGAUGUUUCAUUUGCGCUAGCAGACAGUUUUAUUUUGUGACACUUAAUAAAAUGGGGCAAAUGCAGUCUACUGUUUUAGGUUGCAUUAGCAAAAUGUGAAAAGUUAAAAUUUCACAAAUAUUGUUUGCUGGUUUCCAAUCUGUCCAGAUGUAUAUAAUUUGUAAUGCAAAGUCAAUUAGGAAAACUGUCAUCUCGGGGAUAUGAAAUUAGCAAUAGAAGCAUAAAAUGUUAAAGUAACUUGGUGAUUAUUCAAUUGGUAUCAAUGGAAUUAGCUUGGAAAAAUAAAGUGCUCUUAAUGUAGUUCACUUACAUAUUAAGUGUUAAUGUGAAUACUUCUGGAACAGAAAUGGUCAUUUAAAGAAGUGUUGAAAGCUAUUGUUGCCUUCCUGUGUAUUUUUAAAUUAAUAGGGGCUUCAAACAGAAUUGUCAUUUCAGUGGUUCAUGAUCUUGCACACACAUUUAGUUAGUGUGUUGAGUGUAUUCCUAAAGUUUCUUAAAUAUGCAAAUUGUGUGUGUGUGUGUGUGUGUGUGUGUGUGUGUGUGUGUGUGUGUGUGUGUGUGUGUGUGUGUUAUUCAGAAAAUUUGUCAUGUAGUAUAAAGCACGUCAUGUUCUUGAUAAACAUUGUUCUGUGUGUGCCUUGAGAAGUAUCACAUUUGUUUCAAAUUUUCCUUGAAUUUUAAUGUCUUAAUAGUAGUUAAGAUAUUCUGUGUUGGUGUAUAAAUUGAAAAAGUGGCCAGGAUGAAAUGGUGGUGCAUUGCUUCUAAAACAAACUGAGCACAUCAGAGUUGGAGGAGCAUUCAACACAGUUAAUUUUACUCAUUGUUAUCUUAUGUAGAUUGUGUAUGAAUUUGAGAAAGGCAACCAAUUUCUAUAAAUCAUUUAAAACUAAUGCUGUUAUUUCUAUUUUGAUAUGAAUCAUUGUAUGAGCAAAGUUUCUAAUUUGUUGUUGAGUAGUACCUAUUAUUUGCUUACUGAACAAAUUGAUAAAAUUUAGAUUAUAAUUUUCUGUAGCUUCACUGGUCCUUAACUAAGCAAUAACACUUAACUGUGGAAGUCUGGCUAAAAUUUUGUUUCCACUGUUUCGAAAGAACUCUGUACUUUUGGGUUCAGUGCACUGCAUGUGGUAUGUGAAUGUAGUUAAACCUUGUACCUUGGUAUGUGCAUCCUGUCAAUCAAAAACAGAGGUAAUAGGGAAAGCAGUCGGCAUCCCUUCAGUCUUAUCUGUUGUUAAAAUUUGCUUUACUGGAAACUGCUUGAGUUUUAAAUAUAAAUAGAAUCAUCAUUCCCAUUUUCAUAGAUGUAUUUUGCUUUUCUACAGUUUGUAUAUUAAAUUCAUAAGUUUUAAAUAAAUAUAUUUACAAAAAUUUGA